This is a messenger RNA of Aureobasidium vineae, 2289 nucleotides long. Lineage: Eukaryota; Fungi; Ascomycota; Dothideomycetes; Dothideales; Saccotheciaceae. The record is from the annotation of a GenBank genome assembly.
AUGGCGCCCAACAUCAAGACGGUUCCAUUCGGCUCAGAAGAGUCGAAAAAGAGAGAGAACCGAGUCUGGGCUAUUCGUUCUACCUUGAUGCGAAUCAAGCGGCCAGACAAGGACUUGAAAGCCGAAUUCCUCGACCCCAAGAAGCCGCUUACCAGUCCCUUCAACUGCACCAACCCAGUCAUCAUCACCGAAGUCGUCGACAGCAUCAAGGCCGAUCUUGCCUUUCUACGCGCCACCUUGAAGAAGCAUGCGGACUUUCUGGUCUCGAGAUGGAAGAAGAAGUCGCAAGGAAAGCGCUUCAGCUUCCUCACUGAGCACACUGAGCUGUUCGACAAGAAAUGGGCUGCGAUCCAUCUCCUCGAACGUGUUGGAGCUGGUGAUGAGGACCGCAAAUAUUCCGGACCACGUAACCUCCGCAAAGUCAGAACUCGACGUACCGCAGAUGGAAAGAUUGCAAUUUGCCUCGAACUUCACACUCAAGAGUCUCUAGCAAACACCGAGCUGCGUGACAAGACUCUGGUGUUACAUCAUGACUCCUGGUUCCUGCCCUAUCUUGACGCUGAGACACUUUCCGAGGAUCCUACCCUCUUCUUCAGCUUGUUACAUCAUCGCACCUCCAACGACCCUGAGAAAUGGUUGAUGUUUGACAACACCAACAUCGUCCUCGCCGAACACUUCUCCAUUAUACCAAACGUGUUCAACCCCAACUGUGUCGUUGCUCAAGGCCCUGAUUAUGGCAAGCUCGUCAGUUGGAACGCUGAGAAGGCCCAUCGCUGGGAGAUUAUCGGCUUCACAAAGGCUUACCACCUCUUCACCGCCCACAGGAAGAUGCUCAACCUCCUCAGCAAUUGUGUCAGAGCUCUACUGGCAGAGGUCGAAGCGCCUACUACCCUUGAAGUUCAUCCCAAGUGGGAUGGUAUGGUCGCGGCAGAUUUUUCGAGAUUCAAGACGGACUUCCCUUGGUCCACCGACUUUGUCAAGCCCUUCUCCGAACCUCCGCGCUUUGACGCUUGUGAAGUCGCCGAGCUCAUUGCAUCCCGUCACCGCGUCGUCCUUGAUGAGCUGGAGCUUCUUCAGACGGAUCCACAGUAUGUGCAGAUGUUGUCGAAAGAAAUCUGUGCCUGCAGGUUCUUUGAGACGUGGCGUGUGGAAGACAUGACGCCAUGGCUCGUGGACUAUCUCUUCUUCCAGACGAUGCACCGCGAGUCAUACUGGCGCCAGCUAGUUGCUGAAAGCGAGCUGAUGAUAAGGUGCCUGGACGUCUUCGAGCGAAAGCCUACCAAAAGGGCCAAGCAAGAUCUGGAACAAGCCGUCUCCAUCGUGAACGACCUUUGCAUUGAAACAUUUGCCAUUUUCGAGCCACAAGUUCACGCAGGUCUCCUGGUUGAGAGAGGAUUCGAGCGCAACUUUGAGUUCCAAGGAAGUGCGAAGAUCAAGUCCACGAACCGCGGCUUUACUGCGAAAGACUGGUUCACUGACAACCUUCUGUACUGGAGUAUGAGCACCCUUGGAUUUGACAAGGAGCGUCCCUUCACCAUGGAUCCUGCUUUCAACUUCGCCAUUAUCGAUCGUCUUUGUCGCACAGACCUCAAAGAAGCCCGUCGUAUUCGUCAGACAAUGCUCGAUAAACUCAGCGAUAUGUCCAUUCUGAGUGAAAUCAUCACGUCCAUCCAAUCAGAUACGACUCGCAAUCGUGCCGUCUUGACGCAGCUCUGGGAGCAUUUCAAAGAGCUGUGGGUCAAGGAGCUCGUCAAAGCCAAAGUCAGCCAGAGAUUGAUCGACGAGGAUGUCAAAUCCCACAAUCAGGUGGAAGUGCAGACUGUCUGGGGCAAGGAGAACGACCAUCCUGCAGCUCUUCCGAUCAAGUCGACUCCUAAGGCAUCUCUCGUUCCGGACCUAACUUUCGCCACCAACGGUCCACAAAACCAGGUUGUCUUCUAUGUUCCGCCCACCAAGACUGUCGCCUUGCCAUCGAUUCAACACGUCAAGCUCGAAAGUCUUGUCUUCCACUACAUGUUCCCUGUCAGAGGCGCCGAAUCUCAACGCAGCUUCUCUUGGCAGGACUUCUUGAGUGCCAUGAUCGACGCUGGCUUCAGUAUUCUCCAGAGUCAAGGCUCAGCCGUCACACUGAAGCUGGACCAUCCCACAGACAGUGGUGUCAAAACCAUUGUACUGCACCGUCCUCACCCAUGGCCCACAGUGAACCCAGUCAUGCUGAGAAGAAUUGCAAAGAGAAUGGAAAAGUGGUUCGGAUGGCACAGAGAGAUGUUUGUUGAGAGAUCGAAGUGA